This is a messenger RNA of Zophobas morio, 1807 nucleotides long. RefSeq names its product ras-related protein Rab-40B (gene Rab40). Bases 453 to 1277 code for a protein of 274 amino acids. Gene Ontology annotation, molecular function: GTPase activity; GTP binding. The transcript has 3 exons. Gene Ontology annotation, biological process: protein localization to plasma membrane; intracellular signal transduction. Lineage: Eukaryota; Metazoa; Arthropoda; Insecta; Coleoptera; Tenebrionidae. The record is from RefSeq and is a predicted model, not a curated record. Gene Ontology annotation, cellular component: plasma membrane; synaptic vesicle; endosome.
GACAUUCGUCUCGUAUGUGUCACACCGCAGUUGGCACUCCUGCCCUCUCCCAUAAAGUUUUACAAAAAGUGACAGCUCCGACAACCGAUCCUCCUUUUCUACCAUUGUUUCGAGCAAAAAUCCGCUCGUUUUCAAUUUGCGAACCGCCACAAGUGCACAAUUGGUGAUCCGGCCGGUGGCGAGAGUGCGAAAACCACGGGGGGCCGAGUUUUGGUGCGAAAAAGCCCGCAAAUCCGCCAUCUGUUUAUUUACUCAAAGCAACGACCUUGUCCAAUAAAAAUAAACGACAGCGAAGGAAUUUGCAUUUUUUAAGUGGAACGACGCGGAAACUCGCACACUCCGUGAAAUUUACCGUCGCGUAAAUCAUCCCAAUCACCAGAACGCCAAUGUGAGUUUGCUAACGUGGGACGGAAAUUCACUAUUAUGGUUAAAAUCGGACCGACACCACUGCUAUGGCUGAGGAUAGCGGAAAGCCGCCCCAAAAACCCUACGAUUACCUGCUGAAGUUCCUUUUGGUCGGCGACAGCGAUGUCGGCAAACAGGAGAUCCUCUCAGAGCUCGACGACGGAGCCGCCGAGUCCCCGUUCUGCAGUGGAAGCGCAUACAAGACCACGACAAUCCUGCUCGACGGCAAGCGCGUCCGCUUGCAGCUAUGGGACACCUCGGGCCAAGGCCGGUUCUGUACCAUAAUCCGGUCCUAUUCAAGAGGUGCACAGGGUGUUUUGCUAGUUUACGAUAUAACAAAUAGGUGGUCUUUUGACGGCUUAGAUAGGUGGCUGAAAGAAGUCGACGAACACGCUCCAGGGGUGCCUAAAGUUUUAGUAGGAAAUAGGUUACAUUUUGCCUUUAAGAGGAAAGUCGGCGAGAGGGAUGCUCAGAUGUACGCCAACAGACACAGCAUGGCGUUCUUCGAAGUCUCACCUCUGUGCAACUUCAACAUUCACGAAAGCUUCUGUGAAUUAUCGAGAAUGGCUUUGCAACGGAACGGAAUGGAAAGGCUCUGGAGAUCGAAUAAAGUGUUGAGCCUCCAAGAACUUUGUUGUCGAGCCAUCGUAGCCCGAACUACAGUCUACAGCAUUGAACAGCUACCCUUACCGACGUGCGUAAAGUCCUACUUGAAGUCCUACGCAUUAACCACGACCUCGACUCAGCUCAAAUACACGCACAGUCAAAGGAAAAGCAACGGGCGCAAACUUAGGUUCAUCAGUACACCGACGUCGCCAGGAAGCGACACCAGAACGAGUUGCGUCCCGAGGAAUUCGUGUACCAUAUCUUGAUACUUGUUGUGUGUUUUUGUUUAAGUUCGUUAGGUUUUUGUGAUAUUGUACAAAAAUUAUUGUUUGAUAUAUUGACAUAUCAAGUGAAUACAUUAACUGUCAGGAACUAAUCAUUUCAAAUUUAGUUUGAAAAUGAGGCAGUUUGUUGCGUAACCGUCCUAGUUCGGGUAUAGUCGAUAAAUGUAAAUACUUGUCAUUUAUUUGAUUAGAGUACUUUGUGUAUCAGUGUGAUUGACAGGUCGGCUGGAAAAUGACCGCCUGUCGAUUUUUGACGUUUAUUGAGUACUUUAGUGGAUAAGUCAGUAUUGCACCUUAGUUGUUUGGUUUUUUGUAUAUAGUUGAUUGUGUUACCUUUUAAAUUAUGUAAAUAGCACCGCUUAAUUUAACCUGUACUUUUUUUUACUUUAUUUAUAUACUUUUUACUAACAGUUUUAUGUUACGUAAAUAGUUCUCACGUUAUUUUCUUAUUUAACAAGAUGUAUCUCAAUACAAUAAUUAUAACCGAUACUGAAUAAAUUUCUAUAUUUGGG